UGGGACCUGGUCGGGCUCAGCUGACGCCCCACUUCACGUGACGCUGGAGCUGGGGAAGCAUGGCGGCGGCCACCGGACCCUCAUUUUGGCUGGGGAACGAAACCCUGAAGGUGCCGCUGGCACUCUUCGCGCUGAACAGGCAGCGCCUGUGUGAGCGGCUACGGAAGAACCCGGCGGUGCAGGCGGGCUCUGCGGUGGUGCUGCAGGGCGGCGAGGAGACGCAGCGCUACUGCACCGACACCGGGGUGAUCUUCCGCCAGGAAUCCUUCUUUCACUGGACGUUUGGUGUCACCGAGCCAGGCUGCUACGGCGUGAUCGACGUGGACACCGGGACGGCCACUCUCUUCGUGCCCAGGCUUCCUCCCAGCCAUGCCACCUGGAUGGGCAAGAUCCACUCCAAGGAGCACUUCAAGGAGAAGUACGCUGUGGAUGACGUCCAGUACACAGACGAGAUCGCCAGUGUCCUGACAUCCCGGAGCCCCUCUGUGCUCCUCACGCUGCGCGGCGUCAACACCGACAGCGGCAGCAUCUGCAGGGAGGCCUCCUUCGAGGGCAUCAGCAAGUUCAAUGUCAACAACACCAUUCUUCAUCCAGAGAUCGUGGAGUGCCGGGUCUUCAAGACGGACAUGGAGCUGGAGGUUUUGCACUACACCAAUAAAAUCUCCAGUGAGGCCCACCGGGAGGUAAUGAAGGCUGUAAAAGUGGGAAUGAAAGAAUAUGAGAUGGAAAGCCUCUUCGAACACUACUGCUACUCCCGGGGCGGCAUGCGCCAUAGCUCCUACACCUGCAUCUGCGGCAGUGGUGAGAACUCAGCUGUGCUGCACUACGGACACGCCGGGGCCCCCAACGACAAGACCAUCCAAGACGGAGACAUGUGUGUGUUCGACAUGGGCGGUGAAUAUUACUGCUUCGCUUCUGACAUCACGUGCUCCUUCCCCGCCAACGGCAAGUUCACCCCAGACCAGAAGGCCAUCUAUGAGGCGGUGCUGCGGAGCUGCCGGGCCGUCAUGAGCGCCAUGAAGCCAGGUGUCUGGUGGCCCGACAUGCACCGCCUGGCCGACCGCAUUCACCUGGAGGAGCUGACCCGCAUCGGCCUCCUGACCGGCAGCGUGGAUGCCAUGGUCCAGGUCCACCUGGGAGCCGUGUUCAUGCCUCAUGGGCUCGGCCACUUCCUGGGACUCGAUGUGCACGACGUGGGAGGCUACCCCGAGGGAGCCAAGAGCGGAGCCUUCCAGACAUUGUUAACUGAGGUUCGUUAUUCAUUAGUCGCCAAAGCACUUUUUUUUUCCACCAGAGAAAAUUGGCAGCAAACUGUUUUCAUCUUUUCCAGUAAGCGGUCCUUUGUGCUCACGGAGUCUAUUCUUUUGACAGAUAAACAUUGUGGAAAAAAUAUGGCUUUUCCUCUAAAAGUCAUUUGUUUUAUUUCGGACACAUCUGGGUCUCCUCUGCCCGGAGCCCAGUGCAGCGGAGGCCCCGUUAAGCCCUGAGCCCAAGCGGAAGCCGGCGUGGACCCGAUGUGGGCAGGGUCCCCCCACCCCCAACAAGGCUGAAGUCCCCAGGCCUGAGGGGCUGGGCGCUCGGCCUCUCCCCUUCAUGGGGUCUUCUCCCUACUCAGCCCCUCCUCCAUCCUUCUCCCAGCCCUGAUCUGGCCGUCCCUUGGUGAGGCCUAUAGCGCAGACUCCUAGUCAGUGGGCAGGGGGCAGGCACAUCCUCCUGUGCCCCCUGGAUCCCUUCCAUUCACCCCUCACCCCCAGUCUGAGCAGUGGUCCUGGAAUCUUCUGGAGAGAAGGCCGUCUGUACAAGUUUGAGGAAACCCCCCGCCUUUGGCACAGCCCCUCAGCCACCAAGGAGAUCAGGGAGGCAAGACCUCGUCAGCUCUCAGCGUCCGCCAGGUCCCUGACUUUGACAGCCUUGGAAAGAAAGGGUUGGCUCUUGGGGACAGCAUGAAGGGAAGGGAGGGGAGGGGCUGCCCAGGGGGCAGACGCAGGCUUCAGAUGGCAAGAGAUAGGCACCUGCUACCCACCACCCAGCACCUCUCACCUGAGCACAGGGACCGUCAUCCCAGACUGCUGUCCUGUGUCCUCUGCCCUCCUGCCCAGACCCUCCGGGCACAUAGUACUGUGGGGUCAAAUACCACACCAGGCGGGCGUCUGUGCCCCGGGGGUCACAGAGCCUUGGUGCCCCCUCGUCACCUCCAUCCUAGCCUGGCUCACACCUGGUCAGGAUGGCCGUGCACACAGUGCCCUGCUGUCCCCGCCCUCGUGGAACCAUGGUCACGGCCUUCCCUGCUGUGCCCAGCCAUGGAUGGAGGCUGAGCCAGCCCGUUUCUGGUUACCUUACAUGAACCACUAAUUGAAGUCUGAUGUUCUUGGCCCCCAAGCAGUCAGAAAUGACAGUUCCAUCUCCAGCAGCUGGGCUUCCAGCAUAGAGCCAUGAGUGGGGCAGGGCAAGCUCAGAGGCUGACCAGAAAGCUUGCCUGCUGUGCGCUUGCUCCCAGGCCUUGGCCAAGGGCCGGACGGGUGCCUCCAGGACUUGGGGAAGGCAGGGAAAUUUCUGCAAGUGUCCUAGGUGCCACCUGCCCCAUCGGCCAUGCCCAUGUGAGUGCUGGGGGAGAGAGCUGAGAGCCAGUCCCCCACAGCCCAGCGGAGGCUCAGUGCAUGGGCGUGGUGUGGAGCUGCCCUAUGCGCUCCUUGUGGGCCACACCCCCAGGCCAUGCACACGGGGUGAGUGUGCAUCUGUGCACACAUAAGCCAGGGCUGGUGUCCUGACAGCACCUGUCCCUCUUCCUGGAAAGCCACACGGAAAACCUGCGCCUCAGCUUGUAGGGAGCCAGGCCCAGCACUUCAGGGCUGGUUUCCACUCUGCCUGGAAACCAGCUGCCUGGAAGAAAGCUGCAGCCUGGGAGGCCCUGCAGCCUCCUAAGAGCUUUUUUGGCUUCACAGGUUUGGCUUCAACUGCUCCCCUGGAGGGGAGAGGGCCUGGGUAAGGCAGCCGGACCCCCAGCCAACCCCCUGGGUCAGCAGGGGCAGUGUGCCUUGGGUGUGUGCACACGAGUGUCCAUGGGGCACAGUUCUAGGGGUGACAAGAGGCAGGGACACAAGAAAUCUAGGGGAGCGUGCAGAGAGCAGAGGGCUUUAUCUGAAGUACCGUGGAUGACCCAGCAAGUCCGAGUCUGGGCUGGAGACCCCCGAGGUCACCGAGCCUCCCGCGGCUCCAGGAGGACCCAAGGGGCUCGAGCCAGGCCCCACGUGUGGAUGCCUGCACAGACAGGGGCGGGUGCUCUGCGCACUUACCCAUUUCUGUCUGCCUCCCGCCGAGGUGGUGGCCUUGGCUUGGGGCUGUGCCCUCCUGGGUCCCCCCUUCACUAUCCUCUCCCCACCACCCCC
Messenger RNA from Odocoileus virginianus texanus, 3386 nucleotides. NCBI's taxonomy places the organism in Eukaryota, Metazoa, Chordata, Mammalia, Artiodactyla, Cervidae. The record is from RefSeq and is a predicted model, not a curated record.